AUGGCAUCAUCAAAACCAAAUGUAGUCUUCGUUUUAGGUGGACCAGGAGCUGGCAAGGGUACACAAUGUGUUCGUAUUGCCGAAAAACAUGGUUAUGUUCAUUUGUCAGCUGGCGAUCUUCUUCGAGAAGAAGCAGCAAAACCUGAUUCAGUUCUAGGCAAUGAAAUCAACGAACAUAUAAAAAAUGGCUCUAUCGUACCUGUGGCAGUGACUUGCAAAUUGCUUGAAAAUGCUAUGCAAAAGAGUGGCAAAGAAAAUUUUUUAAUUGAUGGAUUUCCACGUAAUAAAGAUAAUGUUGAUGGAUGGAAACUAGCUAUGGAUGGAAAAGUUAAUCUUCGAUGCGUUCUCUUUUUUGAUUGUGAUGAACAGACCUGUGUUGCUCGAUGUCUUGAACGUGGUAAAGGAAGUGGACGUGCCGAUGACAAUGAGGAAAGUUUAAAGAAGCGUAUUGUAACAUACAAUAAUUCCACACGACCGGUAAUUGAACUUUACGAAAAAGAAAAUUUGGUUAAACGUAUUCAUGCUGCAAAUGAUGUUGACAAAGUAUUUGAAGAUGUCGAUCAUGUUUUUAGUGGACUUAAAUCAACUACUCAAUGA
Rotaria socialis is the source of this 597-nucleotide messenger RNA. NCBI's taxonomy places the organism in Eukaryota, Metazoa, Rotifera, Eurotatoria, Philodinida, Philodinidae. The record is from the annotation of a GenBank genome assembly.